This is a messenger RNA of Podarcis lilfordi (Lilford's wall lizard), 17571 nucleotides long. NCBI's taxonomy places the organism in Eukaryota, Metazoa, Chordata, Lepidosauria, Squamata, Lacertidae. The record is from the annotation of a GenBank genome assembly.
GGGGGGGUGUCUCUAUCCAGGCCUCUCUCUCGCCCUUUCAUCCUUCCAUGGACUCCGUCUAUCCCCCCAGGAACUAAUGUUCGUGGGGGGGGGGGGUGCUUCAAAGCAGAAGGCGCCACGAAACCCUGCAAGGACGUCCUCUCCAGAAAGGCCCACUGCACCCCCCCCGUGCAUAUCCCAUAGCCAAGUGUAAUGGGGGGGUGAUCUCUUGUGUUGGAGGGGCUUCAUCGUCCCAUGUAAGAUCUGGGUUGUUUGGGGGGGAAUAGGGAGGGGGUCUUUGUCCUUUCCUCCCCCUCCCCAUUUCAUCCCCCCAUCCCUGCAUCUUUACCCCUUUGUCCUCUCUUCUGCCCCUCCGCCUCCCUUGCUCGCUCUUCCGAUGUCUUUUCCUGCAACAGAAAGAGCAGGGCGGGAGGAGUUGGUCCAGCGACGCCCACCCCCCUUUCUCAAGCCCCUCCCGAGGCUCCUUUUUCCCGCCUGCCAGGAAAAGUCCGGCCCAUAGAGCUACGGGGCAGAGCAGCCCCUGCCGGUGCUCGGAUGGGAUCCGGCACUGAGGAUUUCCCCAGGACUUGCAUGGGAAUUGCUUGUGGCAGGGGGAGUCAGGCGGGGGUGCCUCUCUAUCUCCUCUCUAUGAUAGAGGGGGGCUGUUCUUCCCUGUCUUCCUAUACUGGAGGCUCUGGGAUCCUGCAUCUCAGCCCGCAAGGCCCCUUCUCUGCGCUUACACCAAGCUUGCAAGGCGGUUCUUUGGCCACUGCUUCCCUGCCUCUGCUUUACAGAAAGAGCAGCAAACUCUGCCCAUGCCCAGAGAAUACUGUAUGAAAUCCCACCACACUUUAUCACUUCUAGUUUGCAUUUGAAGCAACUGAAACUGGAGGAUUUUCAAAACUGCGGUCAUGUCUGGGUAUUGCAUCUUGAAUACCAUUUUGGAAGACUGAAGGUGCAGCUUUGUUUGCUUUGCAAGGAUUAAAAACUUCAAGAAUGAGUACUUUACCCAGUUACCUUGGAGGAGGUUCCACUGAAUUCAUUGGGAUAGGUCAGUUUGCAAAGCACAAGAGUCCUAAUCUCAGGGUUGUGGGUUCAAGUCUCACAUUGGGCAAAAAGAUUCCUGCAUUGCUGGGGGUUGGACUAGAUGACCCUUGGGGGUUCCUUCCAACUCUGCAGUUCUAUGAUUAACCACCAGUCAAGAAUGCGGCAGACUCACCCCACUAACUGCCCCCCUUUAAAUAGAGUGUGCACACCUAACAGUACACCAACCUCAAAGAUCUCACCAAUUUACCACAGUUUAUCUUGUAGUGAGUGAAUAGAGAUUCAGACAGAAGUUGAACAAACAAUCAUGAAAGUUUUAUUAACAAAAAAGAAGUUUGUGAAAGAAAGUGGGUCAGAAAAUGCGUUUUCCUGGGUAGAAGUCAACUUACUUACUUAAACUAUAACCUGUCUCAGGAUUAAACACAGUGUUACUUAACCUCUCUUUACUCAAAUAGCAGUUGUUAUACUUCAAUUUCUGUUACUUAGUUAUGUCAGGUGGUUCAGUUAAAUACUGACAAUACUGUACAACACAUCUUCCUUCCCCCAUCAAUGCCCUGGAUCAUGAGCGAGGGGCACUUUCCCCCAGCUCCCCCUCUCUACACAACCCCACUGCUGAGGUAAUUCCAAAAUGGCGUAACAGACCCAGGGGACUCCCUCCCCCCUUGUGACUGGCUUGGGGGUCUUCUCUCCCUAGAAGAACUGCCCCCUCCUGACUGGAGGGAGACCCAGGGGAGCCUGAAUCCCCCCAGGAUCUGCUUCUCCUGCCUCAAGAGUCAGCCCUCCCAGGACACCAGUUUGUAGACCUUCCCCAGACCCCCAACCGGGUCUCCCUCUCCAGGCUGGGAGGGUCUUUCCUCUCUCAGGGAGGGGGUUCAACUCAAACCAGAACCAGUUCUCCCUCAGGCAAAUCCUAUCCUCCUCCCCAACUCCCAUCUCAAAACUAUCCCUCUUCAUCUUCUCUCAUAUCAAACACUAUCUAACUCUCUCCCUCAGUAACGGCUCCUUUUAUUUUCCCUCCAAAAGUGCCGUUGGCCAAUCAGAGAGAGGUUCCAUCCCUCUGGUGGAAUUUCUGGGGGACUGAAUGACCAGACUCUGGUCACCCAUCACACUUCUGCCUGAGAACAACCAGUACAGGUCAGCAGUAGGAAAUUUCUGUCCCUGAUCACAACCACCAGACCUACUAAAGGCCAAUAUUUUCAGAGGAAAACCUCAGGAUUUGGGAAUCCCCACAUAUCUGCAUUGCCUUAGGUUUCACGUUAUGGCAGUUCUAAGAGGAGAUGGCAAAAUCAGGAAUUUGAGAGGAAGAGAGUUUGUGGCUACUUUGUGGAAGUUCAUUCCAGAAACUAGGAGCCACUUUGGAGAAGGCCUUUCCCGGGAAGGAACAGGGUGAGGGAAAUCUGACAACCCCUUUAAAAAGAGUUCAUUUCACACGGUCUUAACGCUGUGUCGGUAGGUGACUGUGGAGGCAAAUUCUGGAUCCAUACAUCCUUCCACAGUGGGGAUCCGAGGCAUAGCUAGGGGUCAGGGGGCAAUGAGCGCCACACCGCAGGGCGUGGCACUACACCUGAGCCAUGCGUCUCUCCUGGGAGUGAUGCGAUGACUUGGGUGCAUGCAGGCUCCGCGCUGCCCACAAAAAGCAAUGUGGGUCUGCUGGGUGUUGGAGCAGAACGGGCCUCAGGCACUGAUAUUCUGGUGUGCCUGGCGCAAGCCCCACUGCCCUGGGUGUCCAGGCGGCUAGCUACGCCCCUGUUGGGGACAUACCGUAGGUUUCCAGGUGGGAGUCGAUUGUUGUGAGGGUUUGCCAAACGUGCUUUCCUCUUAGAACACUCCCCCCUUUUGUCAUGGUUUUGAUCACCUUUAUAGUCCAUGACACCUUUGCUAAAGGCUGUUCUCCCAUUGGAGCACUCACAGGUCAGAGUUUCCCGAUUGUCGGUGUUUAUACUACAUUCUCCCAAAGGUUAAUGUCCAGGGGAGGGAAUAACACCUCAAAGAAAAACACAGCCAAGAGAUAGAAAAACUCAACAUCUGGAAGGGACCCAGUUUAUUUUGAGAUAAGCUAUUGCAAUAGCGUCAGCGACUCCAAAUCAGGAGUUCAUUUUAAAACAGUUUUGAAAGAAAUGUACAGGCAUUAGUUCAUAGAAGUUAUACAUGAAAGGGAAGGUCACAGGUCAGGGAGCUAAAACUCUUUUUCUGUCCGUUAUCUUGGGUGUCCAGGUGCCCUGGAAUCUUAGGAUUUAUAUUUCACUCACUUUUUGUCCAUCUACCAAUCCUUAGCAUUCCAUUCCCAUAGCUUCCUACGCCUGGAAAACUCAAGGUGAGAACAGGAGGUCACAUAAACGUGCUAUUUCUUAAACGACUUAAACAGUUGUUAGAAUGAUAAGGGGAUGGGAAUCGGGAGUUCAGAAGUCCACAUAGCAUAGAAAUUAUUACAUUACAUAGAGUCCAUCACAGAGAGUAGUUGCAGAUACAAUGGUACCUCGGGUUACAUACGCUUCAGGUUACAAACUCCACUAACCCAGAAAUAUUACCUCGGGUUAAGAACUUUGCUUCAGGAUGAGAACAGAAAUCGUGUGGCGGUGGCGCAGCAGCAGGAGACCCCAUUAGCUAAAGUGGUGCUUCAAGUUAAGAACAGUUUCAGGUUAAGAACGGACCUCUGGAACAAAUUAAGUACGUAACCAGAGGUACCACUGUAUUACCAAAAUACAUACAUUUCAUUCAGUGCUAAAUUAUCUGAAAUCUAUUGUUUAUUUGUUAAAUGGAUUAACUAACAGCCUCCGGCCCAACAUGAUCCAAGGGGAAAGGGAGAUUCGUGUCCACCACCAUCACCCUGCCUGCUUCAAGCUGCUACUUGAGUGGCUCUGACCGUGACAGUCUCAGAUCUCCUGAGGCACAGAUGUGCAGCCCAGCCACAGAGAGGAGGGCCUGGGGCUCAAAGCUUUAUUUAAUCCUUUAUUCCUGCUGCCACAGGAGAUAAUGUUUUAACUGCACAUUGAGUCCUUCAAAUAAGCAAGAAUGAGGAGAAGUUGUAGCACAAUUAUCAAUAACAAAAACUAUACAGGGGUUUCAACAUUACUUUAUGUACAUAAGAUUACUUCACUCUUUCUGUGUCUUAUUUGUUCAUUUAGUGUUGUUACAACAAUAGGUGUUAUACAGUUGUUCGUAUACUACUAAUUUAACCAUCCCUGCUUCCAAAGCAUCACAACUUUCACCCUCUAAUUUCCACAAUGCUCUAUUAGCAACCCAAAAACACCAACAUUUCCAACUCUCUCAACUGAAGACCAAACUUCAGCCAACUAAAAGAGCAUCAACGUUCCCACCAGCAUUGCAGAUUCAUGUUCUCCACAAACGGCAAGCAGUUCAUGACCUAUUAUAUUGCAUUUACUAUUGUGAGACAUUACCUUCAUUACUUUAAUACAUGGGUACAACUUUACAUGCAGACACCAGAACUUCACAUAUACUCUAUGCAUUUAACGGCUGAUGUAUAUAAGGAUCUCCACUCCAACUGAAGCUCCUUCCACACUCCAUGCAUUUAAAUGGUUUCUUCACAUGUGAGUUCACUAUUCUUCAGAGAUGUUUUCAGUCUGACUGAAGUCCUUUUCAUACUCCAUAAAUUUAAAUGGUUUCUCCCUGUGUGAAUCCACUGCUGUUUUCUAAGUGCUCCACUCUUAGGAAGCUCUUUGCAAACACAACCCACACAUUUAAGUUCCUCCCCCCAUGAGUGUGUUCGUUGAUGUAUCUUAAAAUGUCCAAAUCAACUGCCGCUCUUCCAGCACUCUAUAAAUGAGUUCAUUGAUGUAUUUUAAAAUGUCCCCUGACUGAAGCUCUUUUCACACUCCAUUCAUUUAAAUGGCUUCUCCCCUGUGUGAGUUCUUUUGUGUACUCUAAGGCUUCCACUUUCACUGAAGCUCUUUCCACACUCCAUACAUUUAUAUGGUUUCUCCCCUGUAUGAGUUCGCUGAUGCUUUCUAAGGCUUCCACUUUGACUGAAGCUCUUUCCACACUCCAUACAUUUAAAUGGUUUCUCCCCUGUAUGAGUUCGCUGAUGGCUUCUGAGGUACCCACUAUCAAUGAAGCUCUUUCCACACUCCAUACAUUUAAAUGGUUUCUCCCCUGUAUGAGUUCGCUGAUGUAUUUUUAAAUGUGCACUUUGACUAUAGCUCUUUCCACACUCCAUACAUUGAAAUGGUUUCUCCCCUGUAUGAGUUCGUUGGUGUAGUUUAAAAUGUCCACUAUUACGGAAGCUCUUUCCACACUUCUUGCAUUUAAAGGGUUUCUCUCCUGUAUGAGUUCGUCGAUGUAUUUUAUAGUGUCCACUUUGACUGAAGCUUUUUCCACAAUCCAUACACUGAAAUGGUUUCUCCCCUGUAUGAGUUCGCUGAUGGCUUUUGAGGUUCCCAUUAUCACUGAAGCUCUUUCCACACUCCAUACAUUUAAAGGGUUUCUCCCCUGUAUGAGUUCGUUGAUGUAGUCUAAGCUUACCGGAUUCACUGAAGCUUUUUCCACACUCCAUACAUUUAAAUGGUUUCUCCCCUGUGUGAGUUCGUUGAUGUACUCUAAGGGCUACACUAUGAGAAAAGCUCUUUCCACACUCCAUACAUUUAAAUGGUUUCUCCCCUGUGUGAGUUCGAUGAUGCAUUUUAAGGGUUUCACAAUGACUGAAGCUCUUUCCACACUCCAUACAUUUAAAUGGUUUCUCCCCUGUGUGAAUUCGUUGAUGCAUUUUAAGGCUUCCACUUUGACUGAAGCUCUUUCCACACUGCAUACAUUUAAAUGGUUUUUCCCCUGUGUGAUGUCUUUGGUGUAGUCUAAGGUUUUUGGUUGAAGUGAAGCUUUUUCCACACACUAUACAUAUAUGUGGUUUCUCCCCUGUGUGAGUGCGUUGAUGUAUUGUAAGAUUUCCCUUUAUAAUGAAGCUCUUUCCACAGUGCAUACAUUUAAAUGGUUUCUCCCCUGUGUGAGUUCGCUGAUGUAUUCUAAGGGUUACACUAUGACCAAAGCUCUUUCCACACUCCAUACAUUUAAACGAUUUCUCCCCUGUGUGAGUUCGAUGAUGUAUUUUAUAGUGUCCACUUUGACUGAAGCUCUUUCCACACUCCAAACAUUUAAAUGGUUUCUCUCCUGUGUGAGUUUGCAGAUGUAUUUUAUAGUGUCCACUUUGACUGAAGCUCUUUCCACACUGCAGACAUUUAAAUGGUUUCUCCCUGUGUGAGUUCGUUGAUGUAUUGUAAGGCUUCUAUUUAUACUGAAGCACUUUCCACACUCCAUACAUUUAAAUGGUUUCUCCCCUGUAUGAGUUCGUUGAUGUAUUGUAAGGCUUCCCUUUAUACUGAAGCUCUUUCCACACUGCAUACAUUUAAAUGACUUCUCUCCUGUGCGAGUUUGUUGAUGUUUCUUAGGAGUUUCAAUCCAGUUCAAGCUCUUUCCACUCUCCAUAGUUUCAAAUGUUUUGUCUACUGGGUGAGUUCAUUGAUGUUAACUAAGUGCAUACACUGGCUGAAGCAUAUUACACACAUUUUAAUGUUCUCUUCAUUAUUCCCAGUGAAAUUGCAGAUGGCCUCUCAGAAUUCUGAAUGACUUCUCUGUUGCUAUUUGUGAGUGGAGGAAAAAAAAUCCUGUUAGGGUUUCAAAGAAGAAAAAGGAACUUAUUAAAAUUAAACAUCACAGCCUAGGACCCUCGUACCUACGGGAUCACCUCUCCAGGUAUGCCCCACGGAGAGCCUCAAGGUCCAUAAAUAGCAACACCCUAGUGGUCCUGGGCCCUAAGGAAGUUAGAUUGGCUUCAACCAGAGCCAGGGCCUUUUCAACACUGGCUCCGGCCUGGUGGAACGCUCUGCCUCAUGAGACCAGGGCCCUGCAGGAUCUGAUUUCUUUCCGCAGGGCCUGUAAGACAGAGUUGUUCCGCCUGGCCUUUGGCUUGGAGCCAAUUUGAUUCCCUCCCCCUCUUUCCCCCCCCAUUUUCCAUUCUCCUCCUGUGAUGAGGCUGCAUUUUAAUAUUUUAAUGUUUCAAUAUUUUAAUUGUUGUAUUUUAAUCUUGUUUUUAAGUUGUAUUCAUUCAACUUGUUUUUAUUAUUGCUUGUUAGCCGCCCUGAGCCCGGCCUUGGCUGGGGAGGGCGGGGUAUAAAUAAAAAUUAUUAUUAUUAUUAUUAUCAUUAUAUUCUCCCCUCUGCUCUGUCCAGGACUCUCUCACUUUCCUUUCUCCUUUGGGGUGGGUGGCCAAAGGAAUAUGUGUGACACUGAAAAAGCUGAAUUCUAACAGUGAAGACUUUCAGAGGAAAAUAUCUUUUGGAAUUAUAUACCGAUUGCAUGUAAGAUAUCAACUGGAUUACAAAAGUUGAUUAUGCGCUUCCUAAAUGUGCCCAAGAGACUGAUAUUGAUGAAUUGGAGGAAUAAAGACAAGUUCCUCUUUAAUUAAUAUUAGUUGUUGUUUUUUCUACGCUGCCCAUCUAGCCCCUCUGGGUGGCUUCCAACAGAAUAUUAAAAACACAAUAAAACAUCAAACAUUAAAAACUUCCCUAAAUAGGGCUGCCUUCAGAUGGAUUGAUGAUAUGACAACACUUACUACGGAUGAAUGGAUUACUUAUAUACGUAGACUUUGUUUGGAUAAACAUACUGACAUUUGGAAUGAGUUCAUAGAGAACAUAGUAGGUUUCUAAUAACCAUAUAUGCAGUAUGAGAAUACGGUAAUAUUAUGGUAUUUUUUGCACUUUUUCUCUCUCUUUUAUUCCCCCCCUUUAUUUUCUAUAACUGAAAUUAUAUUAUUCAGAUGUCUACAUGUAAACCCUCCAGUAAUGGGCAUUGUCUAUCUAGAGAUCUGCACUGGCUCCCAGUACGUUUCCGAGCACAAUUCAAAGUGUUGGUGCUGACCUUUAAAGCCCUAAACGGCCUUGGUCCUGUAUACCUGAAGGAACGUCUCCACCCCCAUCGUUCAGCCUGGACACUGAGAUCCAGCACCGAGGGCCUUCUGGCGGUUCCCUCAUUGUGAGAAGUGAGGUUACAGGGAACCAGACAGAGGGCCUUCUCGUAGUGGCGCCCGCCCUGUGGAACGCCCUCCCUUCAGAUGUGAAGGAAAUAAGCAGCUACCUUCUCUUUAAAAGACAUCUGAAGGCAGCCCUGUUUAGGGAAGUUUUUAAUAUUUAAUGCUGUAUUGUUUUUAACACUUGAUUGGAAGCCGCCCAGAGUGGCUGGGGAAACUCAGUCAGAUGGGCGGGGUAUAAAUAUUAAAUUAUUAUCAUCAUCAUCAUCAUCAUCAUUGUGGGGCCUUUACCCUUGAAGCCCACCAGACUGUGAAAGUGCAUACAUCUAUUCUCACUUGAUGCCGAUGGACAGUAUCACAGGUUGUAACUCACUCUACCAAAAACCAGAAGUAAUGAAGAUGAUUUCAAUAUAUAAUUGAUAUAUAAAUCCCAAAAGCAUUUUCACAGCAUCCUCCAUGUACCACAAUUAUUAGCACAGGUUAAAGGCUAAUGGACAUAUUAUGGCUCAUGUUUUUGUGGGCUGUGUACACACCCCUGAAGGUGUUGAAUGAUUGGUUAAGGACCCUGUGCGAAAAGCUGGUUUCAAGCUGGGAGAAGAAAUGGAAGCCCCCCAGGUGAGGUCCCUCCCCUUUCUGUGUGAGACAAGGGUUAAGAUCUACCUUUGAGACAGUGUUAGAAACUGAUAUAUGAAAGCUAGCAGCUAAAAGGAACAUUCCACAACAACGGAAUGUCUAGGCUGCAAAAAACAAAUCCAUGCUUCUUCUGCCUGCUCCCCUAAUAUUCUUAAGAUUGUCUCUUCUCCAGAAUUCAGAGAGUGGCUGGAAGUAGGGAGGCAGAAAAGGUCCUCCUUUCCUUCCACUCUGCAGUUUUAAUCUGAAAUCUUAGCUGCAGUACUGGGCCCAGAGCUCAGAAACUGCUCGUGCUAAUGAAAUUCCCUGUCGCAAAAUUUGCCCAGAACAACGGGAGUUUCAAACGCUGCUUUGAGACAGGUAGACAUUGUAUUCUUUCUUUCUUUUUGUUGUCAUUUAAAUUAAUUUUGUUUUUUUUAAAUCAUAUGGUAUUAUGAAAAAGUUUGAAUGAAAUUUUAUGAAACAACAAAAAACACACACCCUGAAAACCUGGGGGGUGGGGGAAUUUAACCACUCUUUUUAGGGGGGUCCAGGGAGGCAGUUCCCCCAUCAAGUAAAUAAAUAAAAAUGCUUAACUAACUGACCAAUUGUGUCACAGACAAUUCGGUUCUGCCCUGCCCCCCAAAAUGUGCCCCCCCAUAAAUCCUGGCUACGCCCAUGCCCUCUGGACCCCCCCAUAAGCCAGCGCCCAGGAUGGAGACAUCUCCCACACCAAAGGCCACUUCUGUCUCUUACCUUUCUCUCUGCCAGUGCUCGGCUGUUCUUAUCUUCCCAAAGGAUGUUUCUAUUCAUUCCCCAGCCCCCCCAAACAUCCACUGUCCCCCUACUUCCCGGAGUCUCCCCUGCGCCCUUGGACCGGCUCCCCCCUCGCGCCCAAGGUCUCCCCAGCCAUAGCUGUCAACGUUUCCUUUUUUAAAAGGGAAAUUCCCUUAUUCCGAAUAGGAUUCCUCGCAAGAAAAGGGAAAAGUUGACAGCUGUGCUCCCCUGCGCGCCAUCCUCUCCACCUGGAGGGGCUUCGCAAGUAGAACACAGAGGGGGGAGAAGCAGAAGAAGAAAGUGGGGGUGGGUCUCUAUCCAGGCCCCUCUCGCUUCCUUAAACCCUUGCGUGUACUAUGGUUCUCAACCUGUGGGUCCCCAGAUGUUGUUGGACUACAACUCCCAUCAUCCCUGAGCUCUGGCCUUGCUAGCUAGGGGUGAUGGGAGUUGUAGUUCAACAACAUCUGGGGACCCACAGGUUGCAAAAGGCUGGCUCCGUCUCUACCGCCAAAUGGGCCCACACGACACGGAUGCGCCUCUCGCUACACGCGCGGAGCCAGGCACGUCCCAGGGAUCCCUGCCUGGGAGAAACAGGAAUCCGCAGCGUCGGCGUCACGUCUGAGGCCUCGGUUCAGCCCUGCUUGGGGACGGGGGCUCCCGCAAGGACCCCUAAUGGUGGGCACCGCAUUUCAAUUCCAGCACAGGCGCCAGAAAGAGGGGGGAAGAGUGCAGGGCAGCUGAGCAUCUCUUGCCCCCCUCCAGGAAAACGCAUGUUGGGGGGGGUGCGCGAAAAGAGAUCGUGCAAUGCAAACCCUGCAAAUGUUGGGUUGGCAGCUGUAUUGCAUAGAUCCAGGCCCCUGUCGCUGGGGUUUUUUUGGAGGGGGGUCUCUUUGCCGCCGUCCCCCCCCUUUGCUGUAUCUUUACCUCUUUGUCUUCUCUGGCCACCCGAUCCUUUGUUCGCUCUUCCGAUUACCUUCCUUGCAAUAUGUACGCGGAAGGAGGGUGUGUUGUCCACUGAUACCCCUCCUCCCCCUUUGAAGAGCUCCCUCGGGAACCGGACGUGACGGCGCUGCCUUUUGCCUCUUCCUCUUUGGCCUCCGUUGGGAAAUUGCAACACGCCCCCCCCCCCCAUAGCUGUCAACUUUUUCCUUUUCUUAAGGGAAAUUCCCUUAUUCCAAUAGGAUUCCUCGCAGGAAAAGGGAAAAGUUGACAGCUAUGUCCCCCCUCCACGCUCCAUUUACCGUGGGGGCAAUUGCUGCAGGCUGAUCGAGAUUAAAAUUGGGUGCUGGGGGGGGAGUACCCCCUCCCCCCAGUAAAGCAGCUCCCCCCCUGCACUUCGGGUCUGCACAUGGCUGGAGUCGGACGGGGCGGGUCUCCUCCCCACAGCGGAGAAUUGAAAAUGGGGGUGGGGGGUUUGCCCUCUUUUAGAGUCGGAGAUCGAACCUGGGGCUUCCCUAUACAUGCAAAGCAUCUCCUCUGUCAUUGAGCUGCCCCCCCCCGCCAAGGAACUGACUUUGACCCCCUCCAGCAAAACGGGCAAAACAACACCGGCCUACUUUGCAGGGCGACACUCCCCUUGGAAAAUGGGUGUCACAGUGGCGGGAUCUCUCCCCCCCCCCCCAAUUAACAGAGAUAAAUGUAAACCUGUGUCACCUUCAGAUCCAGGAGUAGUUUUUCCAGAGGUGGGGGCUGUGGGUGCGUCUCUUUCCGUGCCGCUACCGGGGAUCGAACCAGCGACCUUCUCACAAAAGAAAUGGGGAUUUUUGUUUGCAGGGAGGGGGAGGGCGGAUCUCCUGCCACCCCCCCUUCCUCUCCCAGGGUCAAUGAGCUCUGCUUCCUAGAGAGGCAGGAAGUUUGUGGUGGCAGGGGUGGGGUGGGGUUGCAGAGGAUGAAUGGGAGGGGAGGGGUCUCCAUGCACAUCCCCAGGCAAGGAGGAGGCCUGGAGAGGAGAAAGAGGUGUUGCGUAUUUGGGGGUGUUUCGGGGUUGGUGGGGGAGAGGAGGGGAAAGAUUCGCUUUCCUUGCACCUGAAUCUGCAAGCAGCUGGCGGGGGGAGGAGAGAGGGAAAGGAUUCCCUUUGCAAAGUCUCCCUGCUCCCAUUUUCCCUCUUGGGAUCUGUAGUCCGCCUCCCCAGUGGAUCUCGUUUCUUCGGGAAGCACUGCUGUGCAGCCCAGUCUCAUGCAUGUUUACUCAGAAGUAAGUCCUGCUCCGUCCGUCCUAUCUAAUAGCGCUCUCGUUUAUAUCUGCAAUCGCCCUCCACUCGCCCCCUCCCUCCGCUCCUUUGCUAAAGCCCCCUUGGGGUGGGGAGAUAGCAGCGGGGAGGAAGGCUUUGGCGCAGUAGAAGCAGCCCCCUAUAUGGGGGGGGGGGCUUGGAGAGCUGCUUUUCUAGCCCUAGAGCUGGAGAGCAGAGUCGCCUUUGGGUUGCGGGAGAUGGAGGAGAUUUUGAAUAGGAGGUGGGGCUGAGGAGCAGACAAAAUGCUAAAGGAAGUCGGCCUUAGAGUUUGGAAGGGGAUCCUCAAAUGUCAUCUAGUCCAACCCCGGGCAAUGAAGGAAUCUCAGCUAAAGCAUCCAGGACUGAUGGCCCUCCAGCCUCUGCUUAGAAACAUCCAAGGAAAGAAGGAGAGUGCACUAGCUCCAGAGGGAGACGGUUCCACUGUUGAAUAGCUCUUAUUGUCAGGAAGUUCUUCUUCCUAGUGUUUAGGAGUCCUACACUCCAGAGCAGGACAGAAACAAGCAUGCACCCUCCUCCUCCACGUGACAGCCUUUAAGAUAUUUGACAAUGGCUAUCCCAUCUCCUCUCAGUCUCCUCUUUUCUGGACUAAACAUACCCAAGUCCUUCAACUGUUCCUCAUAAGGCUUGGUUUCCAGACCCUCGAUUAUCUUGUGAGAUUCCUUAGCAAGAAAGAGGCUGCUACUGGAAAAAGUCAAAGGGAACCAAAAUGUGGGUUUUUGGGGAGGGGGGAAGCCCCCCAUCUCCCCUUUCAGAACUCGUAGAUAAGGGGGGCUGGUGGACUGUGGUUUCCUUGGAACGAAGGAAAGAGUCUUCCUGAGCUUGCUCAUGUUGAGGGGGGAGGCAAAUGGGGAGGAGUCCUUGCUUCAAAACAGGAGGGAAGGGGCAUAUUUUGGAUUUCCUGGAGCCUGAAAAAACACCUUGUCAGUCUCCCUCCCGCUAGGCAAGGGAAAUGGGUGCAUGGAUGGCGGUAUUUGAAAUUGAUUGGGAUCUUAAGGGCACUUUUAAAAGCCUCAUGGCAAAAGACCGGAGGAAUUAAAUAAAUGCCCAAUCCCCAGUUUUGGACUUGGGGGGAAGAAAUAUAUUACCUCCCAGCUGAUUUUGAUGCUGUCUCCAAAAAGAGGCUUCUCUAGACAUCCUCUGGGAAGAUUGUUGGGGCAGAUGAAAGCCGGCAUGGGUGGGCAUGGGGGAGGGAUCUGACCCCUCUUUCAGGACUGGCGCAGCACAGGGUUUCUGAAGGUCUUUCUCCUCUGUUGCUGCCAGCCUCACUCCUGCCCAGUCUCCUCGCUUGCCUUGAAAACAUUCAGGUUGGCAGGAGGGCCUUGUAAUGCUAUAGGCUGAGCAAGAUGUACACACAUAUGUACAUUCCUUAGAGGAAGGCCUGGGGCGCCAUAGUUCGUCAGCAUGCCUCCAUCCCCAAAACUACAAUCCCCUAAGAACUGAAGCAACUUUUAAUAUCAUGAUGUUCAUGACAUCCUUCCUGUUCCCUGUCUUUCCCCGCAGGCCCAGGAAUGGUCCUCUUGAGAGCUGCUCCCUGCUUUGAAGUGCAUCGUGGCAACACCUGAGAGAGUCCCAGGAGUGUCCCAGUUUACGCCUCCGUCCCCUCUGUCUUCUACAGGCAGCGCAAUGGCCUCAGAGGCACCGUUUGGACCGUCUCUUCUUAGGGGUGGGAUGGAAAGAGGAGCCAGGCAGCUCACUCAGGUAGGGAAAAGAGUAUUGGGUGUGGGGAAGGAGAGAGGAGAAGAGGAAGAGAGGGGGACAAACCAGCCUCCCUCUGUGUUGAGUGGGGAUGAUGGGGAUCUAAGAGAAGCUCUGUUUUCUUCCUCUUCUUCUUCUUCCAGGCCCUCUUGACCUUUGAGGAGGUGGCUGUGUUUUUCACGGAGGAGGAGUGGGCUCUGCUGGAUCCAGGCCAAAGAGCUCUGCACAUGGAAGUCAUGGAGGAGAAUUAUGAGAUGGUGGCCUCUCUGGGUAAUGAUGCAUUUUUAUUUAUUAAUAUUUAUUUAUUUUUAUUAAGUACUUUUAUUUUGCUUUAAACAAAUACAUAUAAAUAUAGACAACCAAAAUUACAAAAGAAAAUUCCUUAAUAAUAAUGAAAAAAACUAAAAACUACAGAAAAUAUCAAAGUACAUGGGUAAUGAUGCAUUUUUAUCCCUCUUGGCUUCUAGAUGUGGAAGGUGUCAACCAGCUCUUUGUGCCAUUUAUUCAUGCAGAGUAGGAAUAAUUUAAGAAGAAUAGCCUGUUUGGGUCCCCAUUUUUGCAGAUGUACCCUACGAUAUUUGCAACUUUGUUCUCUGAAACAGCACCCGUAUAUUCACAGGCACACCCCUUGUGACAGUGGGGACCACAAGGCCCUCUCCUGCUCAUGUUGUGUGUUUUUAUAGGAUCUGGGUAUGGUAAUCCCUCCUCUUUGCCUUUGCGGUCGUAGAUACGGAUUGAUUUGAAACGGCCAGGUGAUUUGUGGCCAAAAGUAGCUAAUAUUAUCGCUUUCCUUGGCAGAAUCAGACCUCAGUUCCUGUUGGGAAGAAAGACAAGAUCCAUUUCUCCUGGUCCCCAAAGAAGGGGAGAUAUCAGAAGGUAGAUGUUUAGCUGCAUUUUGGGGUCCUUUUUUUCCUCUGGAAAGAGAGAGAACAGAAGCCUGUUGCCUUUAUGUCCUGCUUCUGUGCUUCCUGUCAGCAUCUAGUUGGCUCCUAUAGGACUCUGGGACUAAAUAGACCGGGGGGGGGCAGCCCAUGGGACUCCACCCCCUGCCCAGUUCCCGCUGUCCCCAGGCCAUGACCCAUGACCACCUCUGCUUCACAUCCUCCUUGAGUCCUUUUUUCCUUCCUGGGUCGUGUCCUUGAAAUCUGAAGGUGUUUCUUGCUUGCCUGGGUGGAAGAAAGAGAAGGGUGUGUGUCCAGAGGUUGCAUUUACAUUUGUUGUUACACCCAGUUCUGCCUCUGGUCCCACAGAGUGCGAGCACCCGGCCCUAAGGCUGUAAAAAGCUGCCUGCACAGGGUCCAACUGGGUUUUCUUCUAAAGAGCAGAGACGCCAUCCAGUCUGAGGUUUAAAUUUAAAAUAGCCUCCGCGUUGCCUCUGAGGUUAAUGUACAGUACAGUGAGAUCCUCUUCCCAAGUGCCAGGUGGAUUCUGUUGGGACCAUGCGCCCUUCUUCUAUCCCUCAUAUGGAGUGUUAAGAUCUUGUCUUUCCCUUAUUUUGGGAAGGGAGCCAUGGCAGUAGUAGGGCUUGUCAUGUCUGGGUAUUUUGCACUCAGAAUUCACUGGCCGCUUUGAAAACAUUUCCCAAACCAGACUUUAUCGCUUGGGUGGAAGGAGACGAUCCAGUUGGAUGGUCCUCUGAGAAAGGGGAGAUAUAAUCAGACACAGAAGUGUGAGGUGACAGCUUGUGUGAGGUGGAGCAGGAAGGGCCUCGUGGUGUUGUCUUGAGAAAUUAACUUCAGAUUCAGCUGUGUGAGGAGAUAAGUGGGGAACGUGCUUGAAAAUGGUAGAAGAGGCAGAAAACUGGGCUCGAUCCUCAAUGAGAGUCUCUGCUUCUACCUUGCAAUUUGAAUAACAUUUUCUUUUUCUUCCACCCCCAAAACAGGUAAUGUGCAGAGGAGAGAGAAUUAUGAGGAGCCAUCAGGAAAUGUGGAGCAUAAAGUAGAGAAAGAGACAUUUGUAAAUCAACUGUCACGCCGAAAUCAUAUAGGCAGAAACAUGUCAAAUAAUGGGAAAAGGAAGUAUUCCACUACUCAGGACAUUGGUGUCCAUGUAGCCCUGAACUCACAGGAGGAAUGCACAGGAAGGAGCAGUGUGGAGUGUGAAAAGAGCUUCACUCAGAGUGGAAGUGUUAGUUUACAUCAAAGAACCCAAACGGGGGAGAAAAUGUUUAAGUGCACGGAGUGUGGAAAGAGCUUAAGCAGUGCUGGUAACCUUAUUAAGCAUAAAAAAACCCACACAGGGGAGAAACCGUUCAAAUGCAUGGAGUGUGGAAAGAGCUUCAGCCAGAGCGGAAACCUUAUUGCCCACCAAAGAAUCCACACUGGGGAAAAACCAUUUAAAUGUAUGUUGUGUGGAAAGAACUUCAGUCUCAAUCACCAUCUUACUUUACAUCAAAGAACCCACACUGGGGAGAAACCGCAUGAAUGCAUGGAGUGUGGAAAGAGCUUCUGUACAAGCAGUUUGCUUAUCGCACAUCAAAGAACCCAUACUGGGGAGAAACCAUUUAAAUGUAUGAUCUGUGGAAAGAGUUUCAGUCUCAAUCACCAUCUUACAAUACACCAAAGGGUGCACACUGGGGAGAAUCUGCAUAAAUGCAUGGAGUGUGGAAAGAGCUUCAGUUAUAAGAGUGCACUUACUUUACAUCAAAGAACCCACACUGGAGAGAAACCAUUUAAGUGUAUGGAGUGUGGAAACAGCUUCAGACAAAGAAGAAGCCUUACUGCACAUCAAGGAACCCACACUGGAGAGAAACCCUAUGAAUGCAUGGAGUGUGGAAAGAGCUUCAGUUGUAGGAGUGCAAUUACUGUGCAUCAAAGAGCCCACACCGGGGAGAAACCAUUUAAAUGUAUGGCGUGUGGAAAGAGCUUCAGUCGGAAUGGAAGUCUUACUACACAUCAAAGAACCCACACCGGGGAGAAGCCAUUUGAAUGCAUGGAGUGUGGAAAGAGCUUCAACCGGAGGACUGCACUAACGGUACAUCAAAGAGAGCACACUGGGGAGAAACCAUAUGAAUGCAUGGAAUGUCGAAAGAGCUGCAGUUGUAGGAGUGAACUUACUUUACACCGAAGAACCCACACGAGGGAGAAACCGUAUGAAUGCAUGGAGUGUGGAAAGAGUUUCAGUUGUGCGAGUGCACUUACAUUUCAUCACAGAACCCACACUGGGGAGAGACCGUUUAACUGCAUGGAGUGUGGAAAGAGCUUCAGAUAUAGUGGAAGUCUUACUGUACAUCAAAGAGCCCACACAAGGGGAAACCAUUAAAAUGUAGAGAGUGUGGAAAGAGCUUCAGUGGGAGUGAAGACCUGACUGCAUCUGAGAACUCACACAGGGGAGAACGCCUCUAAGUGAUUGGAAUAUAAAGAACAGCAGUAAAUGCAGCAAACUUGCUUAACACAAGAAUUUACAGAGGGAGAAACAAAUCGAGAUUCACUGAGUGUAAACAGCACUUCACUAGAAACUGAAGUAUUUACCACACAUGGAAGAACCAUAACAGGGAAGAAACUUGAGUGUAGAAACAAGCAUCUUGUGGCACCUGAAAAUGUAUGAUGAUAGGUUUUGUUGCCUCUAAGAAAAAUAAGAAAUUCCUAGCACUGCCAUGCUAAUUGCCCAAGAUGGUCUCCCCAUUCUGCCUAACGCCUUGGCCAUCUGGCAUAUUAUUAUUAAUGCAGUAAGCGGAGAAGGAAAGGAGGCAAAGUUUAGCCACUUGGUCAGAGGUGUGGUGAAAGGCAUUGGACUGCUGCUAUCGCCCUUUCUUUGAGUGAAACUCUCAUGUGUCUCAGAUUUCACCCAUCAAGUAUUCAGAGUCCCCAAGUGGCUUAGAGUGCCUAGUUGGGAAAUGUGAUAUAACUGACUCUGACUUUUUAUUUAUUUAUUGCAUCAGUCUCUCCACAUAGGGAAAGAAUCACAGGUCAGUCCUUCCAAAGGGAUGGUGGUGCCAGACCUUAAAACCUGAGCUGCUUUGUUUUGUAAUCUGUUCAACCUGUUUUCUUGCUUUCUCCCAUCUUUUAUUCUAAAUAAAGUUUCACGAUCCGAACAGCUCUUCAGUUUGCCCUGUUGCUGAAGCUCUUUGGGAUACCAUCUGCUCAGAUGCACAUCAGAUAUCAACGUAAAUGAUGCUUAGAUUAAAGCAGCUGUAUGUGUGGCCUCCGUAUUAGAACAGCGUGGCCCAAAUCUUAGAGCCCUCCCACCUAAUUCCCAAAGCUGGGAAAGUUCUAACUUGGCUUUGGGAAGGAGGUAGGAGGACUCUAGGACCCUAACACAGCC